UUUUGUGGGACGCCAGACGCGGAAAAGAAAACAAGACGUCGCAAAAGUUGUGUGGAAAUUUUUCUAAUUUUCUGAAAGAAAUAAACAUUUCUAGCUUUGGUUUUGUGCAUUUCCGAACAGUGAACAAUGAACGUAUCGAUUGAAAGGAAACGUUCGGAUUGUGCCGCUCUUCCCAAAGGUUGGCAGCGGGAGGAAGUACUGCGAAAAUCUGGUCUCUCUGCGGGAAAAGUGGAUGUUUAUUACUACAGUCGCGGCAUGCGAGCGGAUACUUCUCUCAUUCCACCGAUCCGGCAGACGGCUUCCAUUUUCAAGCAACCUGUAACCGUGGUACGAUCGCAAGAAGGUGACAGCAAGGUGAAACGUGAGCUGCAGCAUGGUUCGCAGGUUAAACCGAAGCAGCUUUUCUGGGAAAAGCGUUUAGAGAAUCUUCGCGCCAACAAUACGCACAACGAGGAAAUCGGCACGCUGGAACUGCCCAAACGGUUGAAAUCAGUGGGCCCGGGUGUGGACGAGGCCACGGUUCUGCAAUCGCUGGCCACCGCACUGCAUCACAACACGCACCCGGUGACAGGGCAAACGGCUUCCAAAACGUCCCUCAACACCAACGCCGGGGUUUUUCUCAAUCCCGAUCAGCCGUUGAUGCACGUGGCAACGGUAACCGAAGAUGACAUCAAGCGACAGGAGGAGCGCGUGCAGUUCGCCAGACUGAGGCUGCAGGAGGCACUGCGGACAUAGGUAAUGUUUAUAAUAAAUUAUUCUCUAGGAUUAAGAUAAUUUUCUAUCGGUGUGAGAUCAAUGAUUUAACAAUUUCGUCUUAUAUGAUAAUGCUAGGGCGUGUGUAUUGGAAUUAUUCAUGAAACUGCAUAGCGUUAAUGCAGUAAUGACGCAUGCGAAAUGGUAGCGUUGCUCUCAUUUAAAUAUAAUGAUAAGAAAUUACUA
Molecule: messenger RNA, 939 nt
Organism: Armigeres subalbatus
Lineage: Eukaryota; Metazoa; Arthropoda; Insecta; Diptera; Culicidae
Product: methyl-CpG-binding domain protein 3-like
Exons: 3
Coding region: 127-735 (202 amino acids)
Biological process (GO): negative regulation of transcription by RNA polymerase II; DNA methylation-dependent constitutive heterochromatin formation
Cellular component (GO): nucleus
Molecular function (GO): methyl-CpG binding
Source: RefSeq, a predicted model, not a curated record